Messenger RNA from Alternaria ethzedia, 873 nucleotides. RefSeq lists its product as uncharacterized. The coding region runs from base 1 to 873 and encodes 290 amino acids. The transcript has a single exon. NCBI's taxonomy places the organism in Eukaryota, Fungi, Ascomycota, Dothideomycetes, Pleosporales, Pleosporaceae. The record is from RefSeq and is a predicted model, not a curated record.
AUGGAGCCAUCAAGCUCUCCACCCGUUGCAGACAUGGUAACACCGCUAUCCGAUUUUCAAAAGAUAGGUCACAACACAUAUCUCUGGACAUCAUCAUCAUACCUAUCCCAACUCGCAGAGCAAACUCCACUCAUCCUACUCUUCACUUGGAACGCUGCGGCCGCAAAGCACAUCGCCAAAUACACACUUGCCUACCAGAAGCUUUUCCCAACAUCCCGCAUCCUGCUGGUACGAUGCUUCACCCCAGACAUGUUCCGCCGUACCUCGUCCUACGCCACUUUGCUCGAGCCAACAACAGAUCUUGUAGCCGAACAUACCGCUUCAGGAGGACGCAUCCUUGUCCAUAGUUUCUCAAACGGCGGCGGGAAUCAAGUCAAUGAAUUUGCAAAAGCAUGGAAGAAGAAGUAUGGAACAGUGCUACCAAUGCAAGCACAGAUUCUCGAUUCCAGUCCGACCAAAGGCCCGUGGAUGCAGAGCCAUGCAGCCAUUUCCGCGUCCCUUCCCAGAAACACGUUUUGGGGUUGGUUUGGUGGGGCGCUGGUUCAUCUUCUCCUUGUCCUCACAUUUAUUGCAGACAAGACUACGGGAAGGGAGAAUAUGAUGGUAGUUCUCUGCCGAGAACUGAACGAUGAAUCGGUGUUUGAUACCAAUGUACCGCGUCUGUAUUUGUAUAGUCGUUCGGAUACGAUGGUUCGGUUUGAGGAGGCAGAUGAGCACGCUGAUCUUGCCAAGGCAAAGGGAUGGGAUGUGACAAAGGUGCAGUUUGAGAAAAGUCCGCACUGUGGUCAUAUCAGGGAGGACGAGAACAAAUAUUGGGCAGCGGUUAUGGAAGCUUGGAAGAAGGGGCCGAAGAGUGGUAACAUGUCUACUUGA